This is a messenger RNA of Dicentrarchus labrax (European seabass), 1870 nucleotides long. It is a transcript of the gene eral1, whose product is annotated as Era-like 12S mitochondrial rRNA chaperone 1. The transcript has 11 exons. Gene Ontology annotation, biological process: ribosomal small subunit assembly. Gene Ontology annotation, molecular function: rRNA binding; ribosomal small subunit binding; GTP binding. Lineage: Eukaryota; Metazoa; Chordata; Actinopteri; Moronidae. The coding region runs from base 138 to 1481 and encodes 447 amino acids. Gene Ontology annotation, cellular component: mitochondrial matrix. The record is from RefSeq and is a predicted model, not a curated record.
CGGAAGACGUUUCUCUUUGGUAAAAGCAACAUGGUGUCACCCUGUAGACAAUGUGAACAUAAAUAAGCGGCUCUCCUCUAACUCGAUAAACACGGUCCCCCCAGCAGAGAAACACCAGUAGCAGCUGCUGGAGCUCAAUGGCGCUGAGAGUGUGCGCUCGGUUUCUCAGAGACUCCGCCGUCCUCUCCGGACGGGUCACCGUGUCUGCCCGACAGGAAAGUGCGUCAUGGUGUCUCACAGCGGGAAACGCUGCCUGCAGCCGAGGAGGGAGGAACGGAUUUAUCUUCACCCCUGCUUGUUUUAUUACAUCAGAGGCAUUUCUCAGCAGACUGAUGAAAGGCAAAACAGCAGAGGCAGACGGCGGCUUUUAUCGCCUUCCAGCCUCAGUUCUGCCGGACAGCGCUGAACAGUUAUCUUUAUUACUGAAACAUCCAGAUCAGCCUAACAAUUCAAAGGUUUUGAAAGUGGCCAUAAUAGGUGCCCCAAACGCCGGGAAGUCCACACUGACCAAUCAGCUCCUCGGCAGAAAGGUGUUUGCUGUGUCCAAGAAAGUACACACUACAAGGUCUCGUGCCCUCGGCGUCCUGACAGAGAAUGAUACACAGAUAAUUUUACUGGACACUCCUGGUCUUACCACUCAAUCAAAAGUCAAAAGACACCAUCUGGAGAAGUCUUUGCUUGUGGAUCCCUGGAACACAGUCAAAGAAGCUGAUAUAGUGGUCGUCAUGGUGGAUGUGUCGGACAGAUGGAUGUGCAAGAAGCUUGACUUGGAGGUGCUCAAGUGCCUGGCUCAGCACCCUGACAUCCCUACAGUUCUGGUUCUCAAUAAGGUUGACCUGGUUCAGACUAAAGACAAGCUGCUGAAUAUCACAGCACAGUUGACCUGUGGAGUGGUGAACGGACACAGAAUGCAGGUCAGGCCAGUGAUCAAGCCUCCACGGGCUGAAAAGAGGCCAGAGAGGGCUUCAGAGUUGCCCCUUGACGAGGACAGCGUAGAGCCUCAGGACAACGCUGAACCAAACUCUACACUGAGCAAAGAGCAGCUGAGGGGCCAACAGGGUUGGCCUCACUUCAAGGACGUCUUCAUGCUCUCUUCUGUGGAUAAAGAGGACGUGGAAACAUUGAAGACCUACUUCAUGGUUGCAGCCAAGCCAGGAUCGUGGCAGUACCACAGUGAGGUCCUGACUGACCAGAGUCCAGAGGAGGUCUGCACCAACAUCAUCAGAGAGAAGCUUCUGGAGUAUCUGCCCCUGGAAGUGCCCUAUUCCAUUACACAGUCUAUUGAACUCUGGCAUGUUGGAGAAAAUCAUGAGCUCCAAAUUUCUGUGAAACUUAAUGUCAAGAAAGACACUCACAUGAGGAUGGUGAUCGGCACAGCCGGCAAGAUGGUAGCGCAGAUCGCCCGAGAGGCAGGUGAGGACCUGAGCCAUGUCUUCCUGAGGGAAGUAAAGCUGAAGCUCUCAGUCAAGCAGCGGAAGUGAAGAGGAUGGGAUUACUUCAGUGGUGAAAUCCUGAAGAGAUGAAGGUGGAUCCUGCUGGAUUUGAGAUGGCUCUUCUUGUCUUUUUCUCUGCAAAGGAGACGCAGGAUAAUAUCUCAUCAUGAGUCAGAUGUGGAGCUGCGAGGUGGCAUAUAGCCUCAGUCCCAGAGCUCCCACUGAGAUGCUACCUGUCUGAGGGAAAGACAUUGUACUCUGACUUUUGCAUUCUCUGUCUUUAUGAAUCAGCGACAUCUUCUCAUGCAGUCUCAUAAGACAUAAUGAAUGAUGGAAAGAAGUUACGCAUAAGUUGCUGUUAUUAUAGUGGUGGAAAACCGUGAGGGGUGCUCCCACUUGGAAGAAAUACGUCCAUUAAAAGCAGCUCACACAAGUAA